This is a messenger RNA of Scutellospora calospora, 124 nucleotides long. The record is from the annotation of a GenBank genome assembly. NCBI's taxonomy places the organism in Eukaryota, Fungi, Glomeromycota, Glomeromycetes, Diversisporales, Gigasporaceae.
UUUUUACGAUAAACUUCUGGGUAAUUGUGGUGAUGGACAAGAUAUUGGUGAAAAUUGUUCAGUAUUACCUUGUAAAGAAGGUUUACAUUGUACAAACAUUGAUGGUAGACCUACUUGUGUUUAA